AUGAAUCAAAUCAAAUCAAAUCAAAUCAAAUCAAAUCAAAUCAAAUCAAAUCAAAUCAAAUCAAAUCAAAUCAAAUCAAAUCAAAUCAAAUCAAAUCAAAUCAAAUCAAAUCAAAUCAAAUCACCUAACAAGAUAAGAUAA
Molecule: messenger RNA, 141 nt
Organism: Blastocystis hominis
Lineage: Eukaryota; Bigyra; Opalinata; Blastocystidae
Exons: 1
Coding region: 1-141 (46 amino acids)
Source: RefSeq, a predicted model, not a curated record